This is a messenger RNA of Alosa alosa (allis shad), 3674 nucleotides long. RefSeq names its product alpha-1,6-mannosylglycoprotein 6-beta-N-acetylglucosaminyltransferase B-like. Gene Ontology annotation, molecular function: alpha-1,6-mannosylglycoprotein 6-beta-N-acetylglucosaminyltransferase activity. Gene Ontology annotation, biological process: protein N-linked glycosylation. Gene Ontology annotation, cellular component: Golgi apparatus. The record is from RefSeq and is a predicted model, not a curated record. Lineage: Eukaryota; Metazoa; Chordata; Actinopteri; Clupeiformes; Clupeidae.
AUGGAGGGACCCGCGUCUGGAGACGAGAGGUGUCAACCCGAAUGGAGGCACCCGAGAUCCGCCUUGUUAUGUGUCACCAGCUGUCUCUGUGGGGAUCCAGAGGCCCUGUGCUGUGUGGGUGUCCAGUGCCAGAGCCCAGAGCCAGUGGACUCUCAUCUGAGGAUUGCUGUGAACUCAGACGGUUGAAUAAUGGUGAGAAGAUGCCUUGUGACGUUCAAACCGUUCAGGAUCUUCGUGGUGGGGAUCGGUUUCUUCAGCCUGUGCUUCCUAAUGACGUCCCUCGGCGGCCAGUUUUCGGCCAAGCGGCUCGGGGACUCGCCCUUCACCAUGAGAACAGAAGUGAUGGGUGUGGUGGAGUCACGCGGCGUGCUGCGGAAGAUCAGCGACAUGCUGGAGGUCAUCAUGAAGCGUGUCGACAGCCUGUCCCGGCUGGACAACACCAGCGACUCCCGCCGCCUGGAGGAGCUCAGCUCUGCCAUUAACAGGAUUCAGCCAGCAGGACUGGUGGAGCGCAUUCAGGCCAUCGCCCAGAACGUCUCCAACAUGGCGGUGCGUGUGGAGCAGAUUCUACAGAACAGCAUGGCAGCAGGGAGAGCUGUCAGAGAUGGAACGGUGGGCCAGUGUGAAGUUCCGCGAGAUCCCCGCUACCCUGACUGUCCUGGCAAAGUGGAUUGGAUGCGGGCCAGGUGGACCUCGGACCCAUGCUACGCCUUCUACGGGGUGGACGGCUCGGACUGCUCCUUCCUCAUCUACCUGAGCGAGGUGGAGUGGUUCUGCCCCCCACUGGCCUGGAGGAACCACACCACCGUCACCACUGUUGUCAAGAAGAGCUCCACCAAGAGACAGGCUGCCUUCCAGACGACUCUUGGCGUCCUGCUGGAGCAGGUGGGCACGGGGAAGGAGUCGCUGAGCUUCAUGAAGAGGAGGAUCCGCAGGCUGGCCGCUCAGUGGGCCACGGCUGCCCAGCGCCUGGACACCAAGCUCUACCGCCGCUGGAGAGAGCAGAAGAAGAUCCUGGUGCACGUGGGCUUCCUGACGGAGGAGUCCGGCGACGUGUUCAGCCCCAAGGUGCUGAAGGGCGGCCCGCUGGGGGAGAUGGUGCAGUGGGCCGACAUCCUGACCGCCCUCUACGUGCUCGGACACAACCUCAAGAUCUCCAUCUCUGUCAAGGAGCUGCAGGGGUUCCUGGGUGUGCCCCCUGGCAGAGGAAGCUGCCCUCUGACUGGACCGCUGCCCUUUGACCUCAUCUACACGGACUACCACGGCCUGCAGCAGAUGAAGCAGCACAUGGGCCUCUCGCUCAAGAAACACAAGUGCCGCAUCAGAGUGAUUGACACGUUUGGCACCGAGCCCGCCUACAACCACGAGGAAUACGCCACCCUCCACGGCUACAGGACCAACUGGGGCUACUGGAACCUCAACGCCCGCCAGUACAUGACCAUGUUUCCCCACACGCCGGACAACUCCUUCAUGGGCUUCGUGUCGGAGGAGCUCAACAACACGGAGAAGCGCAGCAUCCAGCUCAACAAGGUGCGCAACAUGGCGGUGGUCUACGGCAAGGAGGCCAGCAUGUGGAAGCUCCAGGGGAAGGAGCGCUUCCUGCAGAUCCUGCACCGCUACAUGGAGGUGCACGGCACCGUCUACUACGAGACGCAGCGGCCGCCCGAGGUGCCGGCCUUCGUCAAGAACCACGGCCUGCUGCCGCAGCACGAGCUGCAGACCCUCCUGCGCAAGGCCAAGCUCUUCAUCGGGUUCGGCUUCCCCUACGAGGGUCCGGCUCCUCUGGAGGCCAUCGCCAACGGCUGCGUGUUCCUGCAGCCAAGCUUCCGGCCGCCGCACAGCUCCCUCAACCACGAGUUCUUCAGGGGAAAGCCCACAUCCAGAGAGGUGUCCUCUCAGCACCCCUAUGCUGAACAGUACAUCGGGCCGCCGCACGUCAUGACGGUGGACUUCAACAACUCAGACGAGUUUGAGUCGACCGUCCGGGAGAUCAUGAGGACCCAGGAUUUCUGCAACCCGGAGGAUCCCUUCCCUCCGACCAAUGGCUCUCAGGCUUGGCAGGGGAACCCGUUCGUGCGGCUGCCCAACGCCACGCUCCUGGGCUGGGCGCCCAACGCCAGCGCUCCCCCCUCCUGGCCCCCGCUCAGCGCCCUGCGGCUGCUGGUGUCCGCCGAGGGUCAGUCCUGCGUGGAGGCAUGCAGCCGGGCAGCGCUGGUCUGUGAGCCCGCCUUCUUCCGCUUCAUCAACAACAAGGAAGCCCUCGUCAGGCUGGAGGUGCAGUGUGAGGCGGUGGAGUCGGAGGUGAACCACAUCUUCCCGGCGUUCUCGGUGCAGCGGCGCGAGUGUGGCCUGCAGAAGGAGCCGCUGCUCUUCAGCUGCGCCGGACACAGCCCCAAGUACCGCCGCGUCUGCCCCUGCAGGGACUUCCGCCGGGGACAGGUGGCGCUGUGCCGAGACUGCUUAUGAUGAAGAGGGAAAAAACGAGGCCCCUCUUCCUCCUCCUCGACAGUCCUCUCGUCCCCCUCUCCCUCCCUCCCUCCCUCCACCAACACUCAAUGCUUGUGCGUCGCAUCGCUUAUUCCGCUGGCUUCCCUCUUCUGGUCCUGUAAGGCAGAGGGAGUCUGUAGCCAGCCUUGGCUGCGAUCACCCCCACAGAGAGGAGGCGGAGUGGGGAGAACAGAGGCUGAAUGUGCUGGCCCUCUCUCUCUCUCUCUCCUUCUCUCUUUCUCUCUCUUCCUCUCUCUUUCUCGCUCUCACAGCGUCUCUCCGCGGGGGAGCCCAGGCUCUUGCAGAGGAGCUCGCUUUGGAGGAUCUUGCCCAUGGCACUGGCCAAGAGGCAGUGGAGCUACCAGCCAUUGAGUCCACAAACAAACAAACAAUGUUCCUCUGUGGAUGGUAGAAGAGCAGACAGUUUCCUUUUCCACUGACAACAAGGUCUAUGAACCAAGUGCUGCUAUGUAGGCCCGCACACAGAAAGCCCUCACUGGAGUAACUCAGCAUAAUGCCUGACCUGGAGCUUCACACACACACACACACACACACACACACACACACGCGCGCACACACGCACACACACACACACACACACACACACACACACACACACACACACACAGGCCGCACUCAUCGAGGGGUAAAAUAAAGGCAAUAAACAGUUAAUCACCUGAAACUAGCAAGACACAUAUCAACCAGAGUAAAAUCCAGUUCUUUACUGCGAAUCUAUAAACUCCUUAGUAACUACAGUGCAAACGAACAGCUGUGGGAUUCUCCAACCAAACCAAUUCCUGACUGUAGAACAUCCAUGAUUUAUAAACCACUGCAACUACAACACAGAACCCAUACUGGGAGAGCGGGGGACUGCCAGCGGGCUUAGUCCUCUGGGAAAUCUCUGGGAUUGGGGCUCCUAUCCAUGGAUCUGUGGAUCAAUAGAAGGGCCUUUAGCAACAGCCAAUGGGGUAUGUGGACGGCCCGCCGGCCAGACCUCCAGGUGGAAAUGCUGAAUCUUUAUCUGAUCUGCGAUGACCGAUGACUCGGACCAGAGCAGUCGAGCUGUACAAAAUUGGGGAAAAAAAGUGAUGAGAGAUUAUUUUUCAAUAAGUGAUCAUUUGAAUUGUGUUGAAAAGCCUACUGCAAAUUUUUAUGAAUCCAUAUUUGUGUUGUUACAGGAAAAUUAA